Didymosphaeria variabile is the source of this 807-nucleotide messenger RNA. RefSeq lists its product as uncharacterized. The record is from RefSeq and is a predicted model, not a curated record. The coding region runs from base 1 to 807 and encodes 268 amino acids. The transcript has a single exon. Gene Ontology annotation, molecular function: hydrolase activity. Lineage: Eukaryota; Fungi; Ascomycota; Dothideomycetes; Pleosporales; Didymosphaeriaceae.
AUGGCUCUCCAGAUCCUCUCAGAUCUUCAUCUAGAGUCGCCAAAAGGAUAUGAUAUCUUCUCCAUCGUCCCUUGCGCACCGCACCUUGCCCUCCUCGGCGACAUUGGCACCGUCACACCUCACAAAGCCGGAUUCUUAGCCUUUCUCACCCGCCAACUCAAGCAAUUCCGCACGGUACUCUUCGUGCCCGGGAACCACGAAUCUUACUCUUCAGACUGGCCCACCGCUCUCGCAAUAUUGCGAGAAUUUGAGACGACCGUACAGUGUGAUGAUGAUAUCACGCUCGGAGACUUCAUCUUACUCAAUCGCACCGCGUUUAAACUACCAGACAUAAAUUUUACAAUCCUAGGCUGCAGUCUUUUCUCUCACAUACCGCCUGAGAGCGAAAUGGCUGUUAGCAUGGGCUUGAACGAUUUCUUCCAGACGGAGAGCUGGGAUGUAGAAAUGCACAACGCCGCGCACAAGCGAGAUGUUGAGUGGCUGAACGCCCAGGUCGCUGCGCCCGAGCAUGGCGACUCUAAGAUAAUCAUUCUCACGCACUGGAGUCCAUCGAGGGACCCUCGCUCAAGCGACCCGAAGCACGCUGCUAGUCCUAUCUCGAGUGCCUUCUCGACGGACUUGUCGGAUCAGCCAUGUUUCCAGAGUGAAAAGGUAGAACUAUGGGGUUUUGGUCAUACGCACUUCAAUUGCGAUUUUGUGGUUGAGCGAGGCGCAGGUGUAGGAUCACUAAGAUUGUUAACGAAUCAGAGAGGAUAUUAUUUCGCUCAGGCCGAGGGGUUUGAUGAAAAUAAGACCGUAAAUGUUUGA